GGAGAGAGGCGGGACGGUGGCCGAGGAGGGUCAGGGGGCGGUGGCCUAGGGUCAGAGGCCGGAGCUACGGGAGCCGAAAGGGAUGCUGAGGCGGGUGGCGGUGGCGGCCCUGGGCCCUCGCAGGCCGCGGGGCGCGGCGGUGGCAGCAGCAGCAGCAGCAGCAGCAGCGGGUCGCCGCCACGGCGGCGGGGCGGCCAGCCCGGACGGCGGCCCCCGCAGCGCCCGCGCCCCGAAGAUCUACACGAGAACGGGAGACGGAGGCUUUUCCAGCACUUUCACCGGAGAGAGGAGGCCGAAGGACGACCGGAUCUUUGAAGCCCUGGGAACCACGGACGAGCUGAGCUCGGCUAUCGGGCUUGCUAGUGAAUUUGGCAGUGAAAAGGGCCACGCGUUUGUUGAACAGCUUCACAAAGUCCAGUGUAUGCUGCAGGAUGUGGGCUCCAACAUCGCAACGCCGCUCUCCUUAGCCCGGGAGGCUCACUUAAAACGAACGUCUUUUAGCGAGAAGCCGGUUCUGGAGCUGGAACAGUGGAUUGACAAAUACUCAGAGCAGCUUCCCCCACUCAGAGCUUUCAUACUGCCCUCAGGAGGUAAAAGCAGUGCUGCUCUCCAUUUUUCCCGAGCUGUCUGCCGCAGAGCUGAAAGGUGUGUGGUUCCAUUAGUACAAGCAGGGGAGGCAGAUCCAAAUGUGGCCAAAUAUUUAAACAGACUAAGCGACUAUCUCUUCGUUUUGGCACGUUAUGCUGCAAUGAAAGAAGGGAAGGAAGAGAAAAUAUAUAUAAAGUCUGAACCAUAAGUGGGAGUCAGGAUGUUGCUUUCCAGAUCAUGAAGAGCUAAAUCCAACAGACUGUUUUCCCCAGGCAAGAAAGGGAAGAGAAUCAGGCUGGACUGGGAAUGUGAGGUGGCCAAAAACUUCCAGCUAAUGUAACCAGGACCUUGUUCAUAAGUGCUAUAAGGAACACAGCUGUUCACUAGGCCUUGUCCAAGUGUCUCUUGUAGUAAUGGUGGCUUCAGAGUUAAUGUUUGCCCCAAACAAACUGAAGCAAAAGACUUCAAAUAACCACAGCUGAUUUCUUAGAGAUGUUUUAAUUACUCUGGACAGUGGCAGAUGCUAUGGGAAGACUUUGACAGGACUCUGAGGAAUGGAGAAGAGAAAAUAAUCAGCUUCUUUUUAAGUUGUAAUGCUCAUACAGAACAGCAACAGUGCAGAGAUUCAGGAACUCUGUCCACCAGCUCUGAAAUAAUAAAUGUGAUUUACUUGUACCAAAGGG
Molecule: messenger RNA, 1271 nt
Organism: Dromaius novaehollandiae (emu)
Lineage: Eukaryota; Metazoa; Chordata; Aves; Casuariiformes; Dromaiidae
Gene: MMAB
Product: metabolism of cobalamin associated B
Exons: 9
Coding region: 83-796 (237 amino acids)
Molecular function (GO): corrinoid adenosyltransferase activity
Source: RefSeq, a predicted model, not a curated record